UUGUAUAGGUUCAUAUAAGGAAGCAUCUGAUUUGCAAAUGUAAAUAUUUUCUUUUGCGAAGUACACACUGGUUGAAUUCGACCCUUAAAAUAAUGUGACCCAGUUUAAUUAUUAUAUGAAAAAUGACGUAACAAUCCAUGCGCUGGCGAGAAAUGGUACUCGGCGAUAACUAGUCGCACGCUAGUAUAGUUAUUGUAAUUUGUCUGUUUUUUUUUUUUGCAAAGUAAGUUAACUCCUUUACUAGAUACGUUCAUUGUUGAUUGUAGAAAGUGUUAAAACGAUUGUACAGAGCGGAUGGAUCAAGCAGAUAGGAAGCCUAACCUACACUCGAUACAUAAAGCAAUGAACCAGAGUCAUAUAAAAACGAAUGCAACCAGUACUUCCUCAUUAUCCACUUCAGAAAGGGAGUCUUGUUCUGUUGAUGGGGAGUUUCAGGCGUUCUCUGGCUCAAGUACAUCCGGAUUUUCGGAUAGUAGUACGUCAGAAAACACAAGGUCAAAAGAAGAUUCAGUUGAUGACGACUGUUUAUCGGAGAAGAAUGGUGACUUGAUCCUGGCGUUGACUGGAGCAAGGCUUUGGAACAGGUUUUUGGAGACCGGCACAGAAAUGAUAAUUAGUCGGAAGGGGAGGAGAAUGUUUCCAUACGUCGAAUUUUUCUUGCGAGGAAUGGAUCCAAUUGGAAUGUAUGACGUUGUUUUUGACAUCAUUCCAGCAAGCAAUAGCUGUUUCAGAUUUAUAAAACACAAGUGGAUUCCAUUUGGCAUUAAGGGACAUGAAUUCACCAAUCGCCCCUUUAAGCAUCCCGACUCUCCCAGCAUGGGGUGUGAUUGGAUGACGAGGAAAAUCUCCUUCCAGAAAAUAAGGCUGACAAAUAAGCCUGAUUCCAAAGCUGGAACCUUCUCACUGCAUUCGUAUCAGAUGUACGUGGUUCAGAUCUCCAUUGUCAAAUAUGACAAAGAAAACACUGUGUCAACGACCCAAUUCCCUCUCCAUUCGACGUCUUUUAUUGCAGUGACCGCUUAUAACAAUAGAGAAGUAGUUGGUCUAAAAAUCAGCAGUAACCCUUAUUCUAAGGCCUUCAGAAAUCAAGUGAAAAGAAUGAAGACCCAAUCCGGAGCAAGCAAGAGUCCAAGAUAUCGUGGUUCCACUGCCUCUGUUCAACAAGACGGUUUGAGUCUACAGCAGCAAUAUCCUUUAGAUCUCUCAGCUUUAUAUAAAAGACCUGGAUUAAACAACUAUUCACCAUUCCCUGAGACGUCCGAGAAAGCUUGUCAGACAGAAAUAACUACAGAAGAAAUCCAAUAUAUACAGCAUGGAUUUUUAUUCACUCAACUCAAAAGGCAGUUUUUUAAUUCGAUACUACCAGUGCAUCCAUACUCCUUGAUAGACUUCACAACACAUGAAAGGGCAUUCGAUGGGUCGGCAGAGAGUGCUAAUGGGGCGAGAUGUGACACAGACUACAGAGCAAGGACGGUGAGGGAAGAACAGAUGGACGAGUACAAUACCAGGAUAGAAAUGUGGAAACAAGACAAGGAGUAAUAAUUGAAGGAGGAAAUAAGGUCUCCACAAUUUACAAAUAGAACAAUGAAUGAGAUUAGAUGCAAAUGUAUGCAAACUCAAGUAUCUGGAUAUUAGAUUUUUAUCUUAUCAUUAUUUUUAGAAAGUACAUAUCUUUUUCAAACUUCACUUAAUUAAGGUUUUUUUUUGGCAUUUUAAGAUUCUUUUCCAUGGAAAAUGAUUUUAAAAAAGUAAAACAAAUCCUUGACAGUUCUUGUUAUUUGAGUUAAAUUUUACAACACGCAACUCAUGCGAAAACAAGACGAAAAGUAGAUUCGCACAGUACAAGAAAAUUCCCUUAAAUUUACUUACUUACAUGAAUAGAAUUUCUGAAGAAUUAGCUUGGAAUUUAAGUACUAGAUGCAUAGGAAUUUAUGUUUUCAUAUUCAUCAGAAUGUACAAAUUCGUCAGUUGAUAUACAAGAGAAUGUUGUUUGACGAGUUUGAUUUUCAUGAAUUACAUAUUUAGUAUCCAUUGAUCUCAUAAAAUUAUAAGUAGUUAAAUUUUAGAAGAUGUAGUAGGCAUAUGUUAGUUAAGUUAAAGUAAUUUGUGCACCUUGGUACACCAUUCAAAUAUCUAAUUUCAAAUCUUUAUAUCAAACUUUACAUAUACCAUCUAAACUACACACUUUGCGAUGCUGGAUAUUUUAAAUAAGACAAAAACUAAAUCUGAAAAAUAAAAUGAUUAAGUGUUAAUAUGUAACAGUAAAUAUGUUUUCUGAAAUUUUGUAUUUACACAUAUUUUAUUUUACAUUUCAAUCAUGUAUGUUGUACAUGUAUUAUUGUGUGAUUUUUUUUAGCUCACCUGAGCUGAAAGCUCAAGUGAGCUUUUCUGAUCAAAAUUUGUCCGUUGUCUGUCGUCAGCGUUUGCGUUGGCGUUGGCGUUGGCGUUGUCGUUGGCGACGUUGUCAUUGUAAACUUUUCACAUUUUCUUCUUCUUCUCCAGAACCACUGGGCAGAUUUCAACCAAAUUUGGCACAAAGCAUCACUGGGUGAAGGGAAUUCAAGUUUCUUCAAAGGAAGGACCACGCUCUCUUUAAAGGGGAGAUACUUGAGAAUUAUUGAAAAUUUGUUGGUAGUUUUCAAAAAUCUUCUUCUCAAAAAUUAUUUGGCCAGAAAAGCUUUAACUUGUGUGGAGGCAUCCUCAGGUAGUGUAGAUUCAAGUUUGUUCAAAUCAUGGUCCCCAUGGGUAGGGGGGGCCACAAUAAGGGGAUCAAGUUUUACACAGGAAUAUAUAGAUAAAAUCUUUAAAAAUCUUCUUCUCAAAAACUAUUAGGCCAGAAAAGCUCAAAUUAAAAUGGAAGCAUCCUCAGGAAGUGUAGAUUCAAGUUUGUUCAAAUUAUGGUCCCCAUGGGUAGGGGGGCCACAAUAAGGGGAUCAAGUUUUACAUAGGAAUAUAUAGAUAAAAUCUUUAAAAAAAUCUUCUUCUCAAAAACUAUUAGGCCAGAAAAGCUCAAAUUAAAAUGGAAGCAUCAUCAGGAAGUGUAGAAUCCUGGUUGUUCAAAUCAUGGGCCCCGGGGGUAGGGUGGGGCCACAAUAGGGGGAUCAAGUUUUACAUAGGAAUAUAUAGAGAAAAUCUUUAAAAAUCUUCUUCUCAAAAACUAUCUGGCCAGAAAAGCUCAAAUUAAAAUGGAAGCAUCCUCAGGUAGAGUAGAUUCAAGUUUGUUCAAAUCAUAGUCCCUUGGGGUAUGGCGGGGCCACAAUGGGGGAAUGGAUUUUUACAUAGGAAUAUAUAGAGAAUAUCUUUAAAAAUCUUCUUUUCAGAAACCUUUAGGCCAGGAAAGCUCAAAUACGAGUGGAAGCAUCCUCAGGUAGUAAAGAGUCAAGUUUGUUCAAAUCAUGGUCCCCGGGGGUAUGGUGGGGCCACAAUGGGGGAAUGGAUUUUUAUAUAGGAAUAUAUAGAAAAAAUCUUUAUAAAUCUUUUUCUCAAAAACUAUCUGGCCAGAAAAGCUCAAAUUUGCUGGAAGCAUCCUCAGAUAAUGUAAAUUCAAGUUUGUUCAAAUCAUGGUCCACGGGGGUAGGGUGAGACCACAAUUGGGGUAUGAAUUUUUAUACAGGAAUAUAUAUAGAGAAAAUCUUUUAAAUUUUUUUUAAACUAUUAGGCUAGGAAAGCCCAAAUUGGUGAUAAGCAUCCUUAGAUAGUGUAGAUUCAAGUUUGUUCAAAUCAUGGUCCCUGGGGGUAGGGCGGGGCCACAAUGGGGGAUAAAUGUUUAUAUAUAGAGAAAAUCAUUAAACAUCUUCUUCUGAAAACUAUUAGGCCAGGAAAGUCCAAAUUCGAGUGAAAGCAUUCAAGGUCGUAUAGAUUCAAGUUUGUUUAAAUCAUAGUCCCGGGGUACAGUGAGGCCACAAUGGGGGAUGAAUUUUUACAUAGGAAUAUAUAGAGAAAAUCUUUAGAAAUCUUCUUUUUAAAAACUAUUUGGCCAGAAAAGCUUAGACUUGUGUAGAGGCAUCCUCGGGUAGUGUAUAAAUUCAAGUUUGCAAAAUCAUAGUCCCUUGGGGUAGGGCGGGGCGGCAAUGGCGGGUUGAAUUUUUACAUAGGAAUUUAUAGAGAAAAUCUUUUAAAAUAUUCUUGGAAAGUUUUUAGUCCAAAACUCAGUACUUUGUUUGAAACCUCAGGUUAUGCAGAUUUAAGUUUGAUGAAACCAUGAUUCCCUAGAGAAAAGUGGGGCCACAAAAUGGGGAGGGGGUAUAUAGGUUUAGAGAAAAAUUUUCUUAGAGGUACAACGACAAAAGGGACUUGGUAUUUACUAAAAAAAGAUGUGGAUAAAAAUUGGCAGAUUUUCCCAAAAAAAAUAGAUCUACUGUACUUAAUUGUAAAGAUAUUUUGAUUUCGAUACUGUAAUGGUAAUUUGAUCAGAGUUAAGGCUCAGGUGAGCGAUGUGGUCCCUGGGCCUCUUUUUUAUAAUUGUAAAUGACUAACUGUUACAUAAAUAUGUAUAAAAUGAACACGGAAAUAUUUCAUGAUACAUAUGUAUACAUUUGAAUUGCAGAAAUCCAGUGAUUGUUGUUUUUGAAAGUCGUAUAAAAAGAAUCAAACCU
This is a messenger RNA of Magallana angulata, 4595 nucleotides long. Its product is annotated as putative T-box protein 7. The transcript is spliced from 9 exons. Gene Ontology annotation, biological process: regulation of transcription by RNA polymerase II; positive regulation of DNA-templated transcription; cell fate specification. NCBI's taxonomy places the organism in Eukaryota, Metazoa, Mollusca, Bivalvia, Ostreida, Ostreidae. Gene Ontology annotation, cellular component: nucleus. The coding region runs from base 295 to 1539 and encodes 414 amino acids. Gene Ontology annotation, molecular function: RNA polymerase II cis-regulatory region sequence-specific DNA binding; DNA-binding transcription factor activity, RNA polymerase II-specific. The record is from RefSeq and is a predicted model, not a curated record.